Molecule: messenger RNA, 1905 nt
Organism: Chrysoperla carnea
Lineage: Eukaryota; Metazoa; Arthropoda; Insecta; Neuroptera; Chrysopidae
Product: trehalase-like
Exons: 3
Coding region: 113-1903 (596 amino acids)
Biological process (GO): trehalose catabolic process
Molecular function (GO): alpha,alpha-trehalase activity
Source: RefSeq, a predicted model, not a curated record
UUAUAAUAAGACAAUUGUACCAACACUCAAGAGGACAAUAAUUAACUAUGACAAGCUACAGCGCUACGGAACUGCAGAAGAAGUGAUAGUGGAUCUAGAAGAAGAUAUCCAAAUGGUGGAUGUAGAAUCUACGGAAAGCAGUAAAGACAUCAGAGCAAACUUAGACAAUAAAGUCAACGAAAUCAACCCCGUGUGCCAGUGUAAAAAAUGUAUUAACAUCGAAGCUCCAGACGAUUCAACAAAGCAGCCGUGUUCAUCGAGGGUGUAUUGUUAUGGACCUUUAUUGCAUGAAGUUCAAACGACCCAACCACAUUUGUAUCGCGAUUCCAAAUCAUUUGUUGAUAUGCGAAUGAGAAAUUCUGAAAUUGAAACAUUACGUAAUUUUAACAAGUUAAUGAAUGAAACAAACUGCAAACCAUCGCGUGAUCAACUAUCUGAAUUUGUAAAUAAAACUUUCGAAGAAGUAAAAGAAUUAGACGAAAUCACCCCUGAAGAUUUUAACAAAAGCCCGCCUUUUUUAAAUAACAUAAAAGAUCCGGAAUUAAAAAAAUUUGCAAGUUUUUUAAAUGAAAUGUGGCCUGAAUUAGCACGUAAAGUACCUAAUGAAGCUAAAACCAAAAGUAAGCAAUAUUCUAUUUUACCAGUACCAUAUACAUUUGUUGUUCCUGGUGGACGAUUUAGAGAACCAUAUUAUUGGGAUUCAUAUUGGAUUAUUUCUGGAUUGUUAAUAUGUGAAAUGAAGGAUACGGCUCGAGAUAUGCUUAAAAAUUUCUUUUGGUUUGUUGAUAAAUACGGUUUUGUUCUAAAUGGAGGACGUAUAUAUUAUGAAAAACGAUCGCAGCCACCAUUAUUAGCCCAUAUGGUAUAUUUAUAUGUGAAAAAAACAAACGAUAAAAAGUUUUUGGAGGAAAAGGUUGGAGAAAACACUAACAUUCAACUGUUAGAAAAGGAAUUAGUAUUUUGGUCAAAAAACAGUAAGAUUAGUGUAAAAGGUAAUACUUUACUACGAUAUUAUGUAGACGUUGAAGGUCCAAGACCAGAGGGUUAUCGAGAAGAUUAUAUAAUGACAGAUAAUGCUACUGAUUCUUUAAAAUAUUUAUAUAAAGAAUUUAAAAGUGCUGCAGAAAGUGGUUGGGAUUACAGUAGCCGUUGGUUUGCGAACCCAGAUACUGACAGAAGUUUAAAAAACCUUAAAGUAACAAAUAUUGCUCCAGUCGACUUAAAUGCUUUCUAUUGUGGUGGUCUUGAUCAUCUAACGGAAUUAUAUUCAUUAUUGGGUAACACUGCAAAAUCAGAGGAGUGGAAAAAGAAAGGUGAUGAAUUUCGAGAAUCAAUUUAUAAAGUUUUAUGGAGCGAAACAGAUGGUAUUUGGUUUGAUGUGGAUAUCACAACUGGUGAACAUCGAAAACAGUUUUAUCCAAGUAACAUGAGCCCAUUAUGGACCAAAGUUAUUCAUGCAAGUCAAAGUUCUGCUGAUGUUGCUAAUCGUGUUGCUCAGUAUUUAAACGGAACAAAGGAAUUUCAUUUACCAGGCGGCGUCCCAGCAAGUAAUAUUAAUACUAGUCAACAAUGGGACUACCCGAAUGUAUGGCCACCAUUAAUAGGUUAUAUGGUGGAAGGAUUACAAAAUAGUGAUAGCGAUUAUGCAAAAGAACUAGCUUUCGAGUUAACAGAACGUUGGAUUUACUCAAAUUAUCUAAGUUAUGAUAGUGGCAAGCGAAUGUAUGAAAAGUAUCAUUGCGAAUUUCCAGGUCAACGCGGUGCAGGUGGCGAAUAUACUGUUCAGUUUGGAUUUGGGUGGACCAACGGUGUAAUAUUGGAAAUGUUAAAUGUCUAUGGUGAUAGAUUAAGUCUAACUGCUAUUAAGGAAAGAGUUGAACAAUUAAUGCAAAGCAAAACAUAAAA